AUGCUAGAAGUCCAUUGCUCAGGCACGCCCUAUGAGAUCGGCCAUCAACAUGGCACAGUUGCAAAAGACAGAGUUGUAGGGUCCAUCGCCUUUUACAAAGAUCUGUUCCAAGAAUCAUGCUCCAUGAACUGGGAAGCAGUACGUCAAGAGGCUCAACAAUACAUCCAACCUCUGCAGAAGCUAUCUCCACGCUAUGUCGAGGAGCUUCAAGGCUUAGCAGACGGCGCUGGCUUCGAGCUAGUUGAUAUCGUCGCUCUCAACGUUCGAACAGAGAUCACAUUCGGCUUAUAUACUCGAGUCCCGAGUGCACCUAUCCAGACCGAUGGCUGCACGAGUGCUGCAUAUCGUCAGCCUAACGGGGAGGUUCUCCUUGCGCAGAACUGGGACUGGCAGCCUGAACAGGCACCUAAUCUCUUCAUCUGUCAUAUCUCCCAGCCUGGAACAGAUAUACCCGAUAUCUCCAUGGUGACUGAAGGGGGUGUAAUUGGCAAGAUUGGCAUUAACUCCUCUGGUGUAGGAACCUGUUUAAACGCUAUCCGAGCUCGGGGCGUUGAUAACACCAAAAUUCCCAUCCAUCUCGCCCUACGAACAGCUUUGGAAUCGCAUUCGGCGCGCGAAGCAGCCGAUAAGCUGUAUGAAAUGGGCACGGCUGGAAGUGGUCAUAUUCUCGUGUCAGAUCCAUCUGAGGCUAUAGGCUUGGAAUGCACCAGCAUAGGGAUGAAAGAGAUCAACUUUGACGGCAACGGAACACUUAUUCAUACGAACCAUCUACUGCUUGACCAUCCCGGAGUAGAUGAACCCGGCUGGAUACCAGAUUCCACAGACCGUAUCAAGCGCAUCGCCCAGCUUCUUGAUGAGAGAUUGGCGACUUCAACCAUCGACCAUUCUUCAUUCUUUGACUUCUUCAGGGAUGAGCAAGGGUAUCCAACAGCAAUCAACCGCGAUCAAUUCUCACCCGGGAACGCUUCUUCGCUCAAAUCCGUCGCCAUGAAUAUCGCCUACAACUCCGCCUUGCGGCAAAGCAAGUCUCUCCGCGCAGAGCUCUCCAAUCUCAACAACAAACCUCAAGCAUCUCCCUCCGAAAUUGGCAACGUGUCCGCCUCAAUCGCUUCCUUCACCAAGACCCUCGAUGAAUACCAAUCCCUCGCCCGUCAGGAGAUUGUUCCCAAGAAACAAGAAGAAGGUUUUGAGCGAGUAAAGAGGUUCCGCGAAGAUCUCUCCGAUUUUCGAACGCAAGUCGACUCACUGAAGAAAGUUCGUGAUGAUGCUCAACACCAAGCAAAUCGCACAGAACUUCUUGGUCGAAGACCGUAUAAUGCUACACCCGAGAACCCUUAUGCGAACGCUACAACAACAAACACGCACUCUGCGUUCCAGCCUCGACACCCACCUCAAGCCAGCGCCUUGACAACAGGCUCACCAGAUGAGAUGCGCGAGGCACAUGCGUUUAGGGAGCAGAACUUUUUCGCAAACACAAACCAAGCGCUAGAUGACUACAUUGCGCGUGGACAGGCUGUACUGGGUGACCUGGGCCAGCAACGCGAGAUGCUCAAGAGUACCCAGAAGCGACUCUACAACGUCGCCAACACCCUUGGCGUAAGCGGUGAUACAAUCCGUAUGGUGGAGCGACGGGCAAAGGAGGACAAAUGGAUCUUCUUUGCGGGCGUGGUGAUAUUUUUCUUGUUCUGUUGGCUGGUGCUCCAUUUCUUGCGGUAG
Messenger RNA from Fusarium oxysporum Fo47, 1716 nucleotides. RefSeq names its product acyl-coenzyme A:6-aminopenicillanic acid acyl-transferase-domain-containing protein. The record is from RefSeq and is a predicted model, not a curated record. Bases 1 to 1716 code for a protein of 571 amino acids. Lineage: Eukaryota; Fungi; Ascomycota; Sordariomycetes; Hypocreales; Nectriaceae. The transcript has 4 exons.